GCGGGGGCUGGGGCCUCGCUCGUUCCUUCGGCUGCGGGCGGGCGCAGGAGGGCCCAGGAGCGCCCGCCGCGCCCCUGCCCGCGGAGAGCAGGUUGCUCUAAGCCCUGAAAAGUUGACUGGAAAUAACAUCAGGGUGAAACUUCAAACACUGUGUGGCUUUCUAGAAGAUGACCAUAGAGGAUCUCCCAGAACCUCCCUUAGAAGGAGAGUCCCUCAUUGAAGGAGGACAGUUCUUGUUCCCAAAUUCUGAAACAACAGUUACUUUCUCUGUUGCUGCAGCACCAAUGCCUUCAGACUGUGAGUUUUCCUUCUUUGAUCCCAAUGAUGCCGCAUGCCAGGAAAUACUUUUCAAUCCCAAAACAUCAGUUUCUGAAUUGUUUGCUAUCUUAAGACAGUGGGUUCCACAGGUCCAACAGAAUAUUGAUAUUAUUGGGAAUGAGAUCAUCAAAAGGGGUUGCAAUGUGAAUGACAGAGAUGGAUUGACUGACAUGACUCUCUUGCAUUACACUUGUAAAUCAGGGGCUCAUGGUAUUGGUGAUGUUGAAACGGCUGUAAAAUUUGCGACGCAGCUUAUUGAUUUGGGUGCCGACAGCAGCUUACGCAGCCGCUGGACAAACAUGAAUGCCUUGCAUUAUGCUGCCUACUUUGAUGUUCCAGAACUUAUUAGUGUUAUUUUGAAAAAUGCAAAGCCAAAAGAUGUGGAUGCCACCUGUAGUGAUUUUGAUUUUGGAACAGCUUUGCACAUUGCUGCAUUUAACCUGUGUACAGGAGCUGUCAAGUGUUUACUGGAACAUGGAGCAAAUCCUGCCUUUAGGAACGACAAAGGGCAGAUUCCGGCAGAUGUGGUUCCUGAUCCAGUAGAUAUGCCCCUGGAAAUGGCAGAUGCAGCAGCCAGUGCAAAAGAAAUCAAGCAGAUCUUACUGGACGCAGUGCCUCUCUCGUGUGACAUCUCAAAAGCCAUGAUUCCAAACUAUGAUCAUGUCACAGGCAAGGCCAUGCUUUUAUCACUUGGCCUGAAACUAGGAGAUCGUGUUGUUAUUGCAGGACAGAAGGUGGGUACAUUAAGAUUUUGUGGCACAACGGAAUUUGCCAGUGGCCAGUGGGCUGGCAUAGAGCUGGAUGAACCAGAGGGCAAGAACAACGGAAGUGUUGGAAGAGUCCAGUACUUCAAGUGUGCACCGAAACGCGGUAUCUUUGCACCUCUUUCUAAAAUAAGCAAGGCCUCUGAUCACAAAAAAAGCUUGGUACGACGUUCUUCCGUGCGGUCUUCACCUUCUGUCAAAUCCAAGAAAAUAGACGUGACGCACGUAACUUCCAAAGUCAACUCUGGCUUAAAUAUGGCAAAAAAAGACAAUGCUUCUGAGGCCAACUUUCUGACUGCUAACAGGGGAAAAACACUACCUGCAAAAGAUGGUUUUCCUGGAUACAGUAGCUCUUCCUCUUCUACGACCUCAUUGGAAGGCAAACAGAAUUACUCCAAGAAGCGGAACUCGGCUGACAGCAAUAAAAAGGCAGUGACUAGAGUGUCUUCUGCCCCAGCUAAAAUUCGUGCUGGGUCGUAUAGUUCUUCUGCAGCUACAAGGAAAAGUCCUUUUGAUGAAGGAGAAAUUCAGAUUGGAGACAGAGUACUGGUGGUAGGACAGAGAACAGGCACUGUCAGAUUUUGUGGGACGACAAAAUUUGCACCAGGAUUCUGGUGUGGAAUUGAGUUGGACAAACCUCAUGGGAAGAACGAUGGUUCCGUGGGAGGAGUUCAGUACUUCAGUUGCCUUCCCAGAUACGGUAUAUUUGCGCCACCGUCUCGAGUCCAGAGACUAACAGGUUCUCUGGACUCUCUCACAGAGACUUCACUGAGCAAAAGAAACAACACUUUUCCAGGUUUUAGACGCAGUCUAAGCACCACUUCUGCAUCCUCACAAAAGGAGAUAAAUAGAAGGAACUCCUUUGUCAGAUCCAAGAGCUCCGUGUUACGGCGCAGCUGGAGUAACACUGCAACAGCCACCGCCGAGGGACCGGUGAAGCUGCACGAAGGCUCCCAGGUCCUACUGAGCAGCUCCAACGAAAUGGGCACCAUCAGGUACAUCGGUCCCACCGACUUUGCACCGGGGAUAUGGCUGGGGCUGGAACUCCGAAGCGCCAAGGGGAAGAAUGACGGCUCCGUGGGGGAGAAGCGCUACUUCACCUGCAGGCUGAACCACGGUGUCCUGGUGCGGCCCAGCCGGGUCACCUACCGUGGCAUUAACGGCGCCAAGCUUGUGGAUGACAUCUGCUGAGCCUCGAUGGGCUGGCGGGGUAGGGGAGUAGCAUUUGAAAGCAUACAAGAACCCCAUCUAAGAUGCAGACUUAUUUUUAAAUGAUUCAAUCUGCAUUUACAUGUUACAUAUAUAUAGGUGUAUAUAUGUAUGUGUGUGUACAUAUAAUAUAUAUUUUAAUAUAUAUAGGUAUAAAAAGGAGAGAAAGAGAUGAAAAAGUUGAGUUACAUUAAGAAUUCAAACCACUGUUCUGUUUCCCUAAGAGAAACAGCUCUUGCCUGGGAGGGUUAUUGCAAAAGCACCUUGGGUCUGAGGUGCUGUGUUAUUUGAACACUGUUCCUGUUGGAGAAGGCAAGUCUCCAUCCAUCCAUCCCUGCAGCUGCUUUGUGCUUCCUGCAGUAUUUACCUGAUUUUUUUCCUCUGCAUAGUUGGGAACCGAUGCUGCUCUGCGUGUUGCCCGCUUUUGACAGAGGAGGUGGGUAACAAGUGACAUUAUUCUGGUAACCAGGAGCUUUGUCAGUUCCAAUACCAGCUGCUAGCAAUAAGAAAGCAGAAAAAAAUACCCUAAACCCAACCCCCCUUUUCAGGCAGUUGUGAAGUGUUUUUACAUUUUAUCAUUUGUCUCCCUCCUUUCCCCCUCCUGUUCUCCCCUCCUGAAUGCAAAAGGGCUGAUAAAGAGGAGGAGUUGGGGUUAUCCUAGUGAACAGCAGCAAUUUGAUCAAAAGCCUUUAAAAAGCACAAAUCUGCUGCAUGCCUGUCUGUAUAGUACAGAGCACUCAUUGCUGCCUGCUUUGGUAGAAGGAGCUACGUGUAAGAAGCACUCUAAAAUAAUGCACUUUGCACUCUCCUGGAGAGCUUUCCCUCAUUUUUAAAGACUUUCUUUGUUUGGUGCGCUGCAGGCUGUAAGUAUUCCAGUUUUUAAAUGCAAAUAAACCCAGAGUGGAAGUAUACAUAAUAGCCUCAUCAUAAAUAUUAACUCUAUAAAUACAGCCUGGUGUGGGCUAUGUGCAGGGUUUUCAAGCAAGUUAUUAAUGUUAUUUGAUUUGUUUGUGACACAUGUUUUUGUUAUCAUUUGUUUCCUUUGGACAAGUUUCCACUAUAAAUUUCUUAGGUUAAAUUAAGGAUAGGUGUAGGUACAGCAUUGUGGCACACCUUGAUGUGACAUUAUUUGCCUCUCGGCCUUUUAAGACAACUAGUGUUUUGUCCAUGUUUUAAACAUAUAAUAUAUUUUAAUUGCUUGGCACAUGUAAAUGUUAUUUUAUCAGGCUGGUCAUUUUAUUCUUAAACAACCUGCUUGCUUUCACUUGGAGGUGGCGACACUUUAAAUUACAUCAUAGUAUCCUCUUUUUAGACAGAAUUAUGCUGCUGUUACCUUCUUUUAGAUAUCGCUGUAGCUAUUUUUCCUGAGCUGUAUUUAAAGUAAUGCAUAUUGUAUUCUAACUUAUGGGAAUUUUUAAUGGAAUAUAAAAGCUGUAACUUUCUGACUGUAAAUAUAUAUAUAUAUAUAUAUAUAUAUAUAAUUUAAUGCUUUAUAUUUGAAGAUGCAGAUACUCAGUGAUGUGCUGAGCUUAACUUUGUCCGAUACCUGUUUCCUGCUGGUAUUAGUAAAAUGA
Messenger RNA from Colius striatus (speckled mousebird), 3865 nucleotides. RefSeq names its product CAP-Gly domain containing linker protein family member 4 (gene CLIP4). Gene Ontology annotation, biological process: cytoplasmic microtubule organization. The record is from RefSeq and is a predicted model, not a curated record. Gene Ontology annotation, molecular function: microtubule plus-end binding. The coding region runs from base 168 to 2273 and encodes 701 amino acids. Gene Ontology annotation, cellular component: microtubule plus-end; nucleus; cytoplasm. Lineage: Eukaryota; Metazoa; Chordata; Aves; Coliiformes; Coliidae. The transcript is spliced from 17 exons.